Molecule: messenger RNA, 1926 nt
Organism: Phaeodactylum tricornutum CCAP 1055/1
Lineage: Eukaryota; Bacillariophyta; Bacillariophyceae; Surirellales; Neidiaceae
Exons: 3
Coding region: 1-1926 (641 amino acids)
Cellular component (GO): membrane
Molecular function (GO): ATP hydrolysis activity; ATP binding; ABC-type transporter activity
Source: RefSeq, a predicted model, not a curated record
AUGGAAGACGUUGAAUCCGGAGACGGUACCGGGAACUACGGCAACGAAAUCGCGGACGACAGUAACAAUAAUAACCCUCGGGUACUGGAUCGCGACGACAGCGAGCUCGACAAGCAUGAUGAUCCCUUUGCUCCACGCGAAGGCAAAACCCUCACCUGGACUAACAUUCACAUGACCUUGGCUGGAAAGGGUGAGGAGUCCGAACGCAAACUUCUCGAUAACGUGUGGGGCGAGGUACCGGAGAAGCAAACGACGGCGGUCAUGGGUCCUUCCGGAGCCGGCAAAACGUCGCUUUUGAAUAUUCUCGCCGGUCGCGCCAGUUCGCACGGACGCGUCAAGAUCGAAAGCGACGUUCGUCUCAACAACUAUUCCGUCGAUCCGACCAACAUCAAGGUCCGCAAGCUGAUUGCCUUUGUUGCGCAGGACGAUUCCUUGCAGGUCACUUCGACGCCCCGGGAGGCCAUUCGCUUUUCCGCCAAGUUGCGUCUACCCAGAGCUACGACAGAUCACCAGCUCGACAAACUCACCGACCGCAUGAUCACCGAACUAGGACUCACGGCCUGUGCCGAUUCCAUUGUCGGAGGGGAACUCAUCAAGGGAAUUUCCGGAGGAGAACGUAAGCGUACUUCGGUCGGGGUCGAACUCGUCGUCAAGCCUGCCUUGGUCUUUCUCGACGAGCCUACCAGUGGUUUGGAUUCCUUCAGUGCCGUGCAGUUAUGUCAGGUUCUCAAAAAGGUAGCCAACGCCGGAUCGUCCGUUUUCUUUACGAUCCAUCAGCCUUCUUCGGAAAUCUUCAAUUCCUUCGACCAUUUGAUCCUCAUGAACAAGGGACGCGUCAUGUACACCGGCUCGGUCCACGGAGUGCCGGACUUCUUUGCCUCUCGAGGACAUCCCAAUCCUCCCAACUACAAUCCGGCCGAUUUCAUCAUGAACGUUGCACAGUCGGUGCCCGUCAAGCAACUCAACGAGGAUGGAUUCUUCCCCACCGACGAACGCAAAAUGGGGGAAGCCUUUGUUCCGGAUGACGGAAAGGAUGCUCUCGGGAUUACCGUUACCCGUCGCACUGCUCGUGGUGUUGACGUGUACGACACCAAACCCCCCGGUCUCGUGACGCAGGUCAAGCUGCUCUUUACUCGUGAAAUUAACAACUUGCGUCGGGAUGUUACGGCUCUUGGUGCCCGCUUUGGCCUCACCAUCUUUUUGGGAGUCUUGGUUGGUAUCAUCUUUUUGGAUGUGGGCAAGACUGAUCCCACUGUCGCGGUCAAUCUGCAGUCCCACUUUGGUGCCCUCAUUAUGGUCCUCCUUAUGAGCAUGUUCGGGACCGCCCAACCCGCCCUGUUGUCCUUUCCCGAAGAACGCCCCGUCUUUUUGCGCGAGUAUUCCACCAAUCACUAUUCGGUCAUUUCUUACUUUUUAUCGCGAUUGACCAUGGAAGCCGUGGUGACUGGACUUCAGGUAUUUGUGCAGGCCAUUAUCACGUACUUUAUGAUCGGCUUUCAACUGUCCUUUGGUUUGUUUUGGGCCGUUACGUACUCUCUCGCCAUGGCCAGUACGGCGUUGGCCGUGUUGCUGGGUUGUUCCGUGGAGGAUCCCAAACUAGCACAGGAAAUGUUGCCGAUUUUGUUUGUGCCGCAGAUGCUCUUUGCCGGCUUCUUUGUCGUGCCUGAUUUGAUUCCUGUCUGGUUGCGCUGGGCUCGUUACCUUUGUACCUUGACCUACGCCAUUCGCAUUCUCUUGGUGGAAGAAUUCUACGAUUGCGAUCCUGGUAAUCCAGAAGCCAACAAUGCUUGCAACGACUUGGUCUCGAACAUUGACGCCGACCCGGACGAGACGUGGUGGAAUUGGUUGGUGCUCGUAGCGCUGUUCGGGGUCGCCCGUAUUUUUGCUCUCUAUAUUCUCCGUCAAAAGUCCACCAAAUUCUUUUAA